GCAUUUCGCGCCUUGUCUUUCCCCUCGCUGCACCUGCAUUCCCGUUUCUGUCGCUGCUCAGUACCGGCGAUAAGAACGCUGUGUCAGGGCUCCGCAGGCUCGUGUUCUUUGUGAGUAACGAGGGGGUGGACACGCAUUCAGAUGUAGAAAGGCAGCAAAGUUCUUUACAAGUGAGCUCCAAAACCGCAAUCCUCACUUCCUACUGCUCUAACGCUGGAAAGCUGCCAGGAUCUCCAGAAGAAAAGAAUCCCCAAGACAAUGUUGCUUUUGUCCUGAGCUUGUUCGUUAUCUCGGGACGCCUCUGUAAGUCGAUAUUCAUCAAAAAGAACCUGGACGCGGGGGAAGGACAAGGGGCUGGGGCCGGGCAGCCCCGUCCCCCCGCGCUCGCAGGCGAGUGCCAAGGGCCGGGAACAUCCGCUGCUCGGCGGGGGCGACAGGACACGCUCCAAACGCGCCCUCCCGUGAGGGCCCCUCCGCAAGCCCCUCCCCGUGCCCCGGUGCCCGGCAGUGCCCGGCAGGGCCGCUCUCCCUCCUCACCCCCGCACCAGGGUGGGAGGCGCGGGUGCUGCCCCGCCCCUGCCCGCGCUGGGAGGCGCCCGGCGCCGCUACUAAAGGGAGGAUCGGGGCGGGCUGCGCCGUCCUGCUCGGAGCGCUGCAAACAACGCGGCUGGAGCCUGGCAAGGUGGAUUUCUCCUACAAACUUUUCCCCUUUGAGGACCUCCUGCCCAGCUACAGCGAUGUGGUUGUUGGAAAAGAUCAGAGCAUCACAUGAAAAUGGAAACCUCCCCAGCUCGUCCUUCCUGGGACUGCCACAAAGCCAAAAUCUGCCAGAAAAAGCCCAGCUGAGGGCUGCUGCUUUUCCAAAUGUGAUCACUCCUGACAGAAUCCCUGAAUUCUGCAUUCCCCCCAGGCUGACCAGCUCUGGCCCCAGUAAGGGCAGCGGCUUCCACCAGGAUCACAGUUCAGUGGAUGGAGCUCUUACUUCUGAUUACAGCCCCAGCUCUUGCCCACAUCUCAUUCAGGUGGAAAGUGUUGAAGAGGAGAUCUCUGCCCUGGAGGAAGAAAGCACCAAUGCCGACCCACAGUCCCAAGCAGCGCUCUCCCUGCCCCACUUUCCCAGAGCCCCCACCUCCUAUGGCUUCUGCACUUUGCUGGAGAGUCCCCACACCAGGAGGAAGGAGUCCAUCUUCCAUGGUGAUCCCCGUGCGGCUCUGCCCAGCCUGAAGCUGCCCCGAUCCAGAGCUAACACCUUCAGUGGCAAAGGGAGCAUGUCUAACCCCAUUGCCAUCAGCUUUGCUUCGGUGAGGCUGCCGCCCAAGCACCUCUCUCUGCACAGGCAAGCUGCCUGUGACAGUGACACUGCCUCUUCCAGUGAUUCCUCUCCUUUCAGUUCUCCACUUCUCACCAGGUCACCUCCCAGGCCCUGCUCCCUGGUCAAAGCACAAAGUCAGGAGGGGUUUCUCUGCAGAGCACUGAAAGACAAGAGCAAACACAGUAUGCCCAGGAACAAUUCCCUCUCUACAGAGGAGAGCAGCUCCACGGAUAACAGCCCCAGUGCCAUCAGGAGGGCCUCCGAGGGGCUGCUCGGCAUCCGGAGCUUUAGCACCUCCUGCUCUCCCUUGUUUCCAGUGGACCUGAGCUGCAGUCGGGAGAGGCUGGUGGGGGAGAGUGCAGUGGUCAUGGACAAGGGGGGCGUGUUGAGGCUCUCAGCUGAGUACUGCUCAGAGAACGAGAGGCUGCGGAUCCGCCUGAUCAGUGCAGAGGGUCUGUAUGAUGAUUCUGUAGAGCCCAAAACCAUAAACUGCUGCAUCUCCUUCUCCCUGGUGCCAGGGAAAACACAGAAGCAGAGAAGCACAGUUAUAAAGAGAAGCAGAAAUCCCAUCUUCAAUGAGGACUUCUUUUUUGAUGGCAUUGCAGAAGAAGAGCUGUACAGCCUCUCUGUGAGGAUGAAAGCAACAAAUAAAGGGUGCAGUAUGAAAAGGGAUUAUACCUUAGGAGAACGGGAGUUGUCCUUAAUGAGUAUGUUGGCAGUGUAGUGAUUCAAAUAUUCAAACAAACUGUCUUCUGAAAGUUUUCUACUAAAUAAAGUUUUAGCUUGACUUUUA
This is a messenger RNA of Zonotrichia leucophrys gambelii, 2105 nucleotides long. Its product is annotated as C2 calcium-dependent domain-containing protein 4C-like. The record is from RefSeq and is a predicted model, not a curated record. The coding region runs from base 738 to 2036 and encodes 432 amino acids. The transcript has 2 exons. NCBI's taxonomy places the organism in Eukaryota, Metazoa, Chordata, Aves, Passeriformes, Passerellidae.